Messenger RNA from Delphinapterus leucas (beluga whale), 535 nucleotides. It is a transcript of the gene HBQ1, whose product is annotated as hemoglobin subunit theta 1. The record is from RefSeq and is a predicted model, not a curated record. Gene Ontology annotation, biological process: oxygen transport; hydrogen peroxide catabolic process. Gene Ontology annotation, molecular function: oxygen carrier activity; oxygen binding; peroxidase activity. Lineage: Eukaryota; Metazoa; Chordata; Mammalia; Artiodactyla; Monodontidae. Gene Ontology annotation, cellular component: haptoglobin-hemoglobin complex; blood microparticle; hemoglobin complex.
AGGCGCAACCCGGGCUUCAAGGCUCCGAGCGCGCGGCCGGGCGGGCUCCACGAUGGUGCUGGAGGCGGCGGACCGGGCUGCGGUGCGCGCGCUGUGGCUGAAGCUGGGUAGUAACGUCGGCAUCUACACGACCGAGGCCCUGGAAAGGACCUUCCUGGCCUUCCCUUCCACCAAGACCUACUUCCUCCACCUGGACCUGAGCCCCGGUUCCGCCCAGGUCAGAGCGCACGGCCAGAAAGUGGCCGACGCGCUGACCCUCGCCGUGGACCACCUGGAGGACCUGCCCAGCGCCCUGUCGGCUCUGCGUGAGCUGCACGCGCAUAAGCUGCGCGUGGACCCCGUCAACUUCCAGCUGCUGGUCCACUGCCUGCUGGUGACCCUCGCCCGGCACUACCCCGGAGACUUCAGCCCCUCCCUGCAGGCCUCCCUCAACAAGUUUCUGAGCCACGUGAUCUCGGCGCUGGCCCCCAACUGUCACUAAAUUGAAAGGGUGGUCGCGUGGGGCUCGUGUUUGAGUAAAGUCCGCGGACAAAGC